AUGAGUCGUCCUACCCUCGUCAAUGAUGACUGGUCUGCACAACGACUUCCCCUGGAACUUGACGAUGAAACACUAACUGAAGAGGCUCAGUUGACGAGGGAGGCAACAGAUUGCUGGUUGAGUGCCACCUUGCAUCACAUUUUCCUCUCGAAAAUAGUAGCCAAUGCCAUCACUGCGCAGAGGCAGACAAAUCAAAGCAUGCUUUUCGAGACCAUCUCAAGGAACCAACGUGCACUCGAGACAUGGCAGUCGUCUUUGCCGCCACAUCUAUCAGGACAUGUGAGGCCAUCGAGUCUCAUUCCCAAAUUUCAGCGUCAAGCUAUCUGUGUUCGGACGUUCUACCUGCAUGCCAUGAUUAUGGUCAAUAGGCCACUGUUGUUGCGUCCUCUGCGUCCUCAAACUAGUCAAGUAGAAGAUGACGCAUUGCAGGCCUCAAGAACAGCUUGCCUUGGCGCGUCGGAAAAACUCGCACGUCAGUUCAUUGACUUCCACAGACAAGGGCAACAGGCAACUACGUAUUGGUUCACCCAGAACGUAACCUUCAACGCGAUAUCCAUCCUGUACAUUCAUUGCCUUCAGACAUUACAUUCGCCUCUUCCCUUCGAUGAUGGCGAGGUGGGGAUGUUGACUCUUGCUCAAGAAGCUCAUUCCAGUUUGCAAGCCUAUUCUCAACAUAACGCAGCCAAUUUCAAGUAUUGUGCUUUACUUGAUGAACUACAGAAGGAGGCCACGGCCUUGGUGGGGUCAAGAUCUUUAACAAUCGCGUCUACUCUGGGUAUGACUUCUUCGCCUGAAGCAUCAUCAUCGCGGGACCAACUUGAGCAAGGGAUGGAAAACCCCUUUUUCACUUCAAAGGUGAAUGCAGCACCUCAUCUGCCACGUGCUGUGGAAUUUGAUGAUAUCUUGUGGAGUUGGUUUGACGAGUUCCAAUUGCAGGAGAGAAAUGGAUAUCUAGGAGACAUUGGGGGAGACGCUCCGCAGUAA
Molecule: messenger RNA, 984 nt
Organism: Neoarthrinium moseri
Lineage: Eukaryota; Fungi; Ascomycota; Sordariomycetes; Amphisphaeriales; Apiosporaceae
Exons: 1
Coding region: 1-984 (327 amino acids)
Biological process (GO): positive regulation of transcription by RNA polymerase II
Cellular component (GO): nucleus
Molecular function (GO): sequence-specific DNA binding
Source: RefSeq, a predicted model, not a curated record